AUGGUCCUUGCUGAUGCCUGGAAUGCAUGGGAUGACCAGCCUGCCAAGAACAACACACGCGCCAAGUGUGCCGAGACUAUGGACAUGUACCGUUCCUUGGACCCUUGGUUCGGCAUUGAGCAGGAGUACACCCUGAUGAAGCCUGGCAAGGUUGGUGUGAAGCCCUCCGUUCCCUUGGGCUUCAACACGGAUGGCAGUGAGCCAGUGCCGCAGGGACCAUACUACACCGGCGCUGGCUACAACGUCGCCAUUGGACGACCAGUUGCCGAUGAGCAUUACAAGUUGUGUGUGGAGGCUGGGGUGAAGAUUUCAGGUAUCAAUGCAGAGGUGAUGCCUGGACAGUGGGAGUUCCAGAUCGGCCCAUGCCGCGGCAUUGAGAUGGGUGACCAUCUGACCAUGGCUCGCUACAUCAUGUUGCGAGUGACGGAGAAACAUGAAUGCGUUUGCUCUUUUGAUCCCAAACCUGCGGAGGGUGACUGGAACGGCGCUGGAUGCCACACCAACUUCUCUGUGACUCCUAUGCGUGUGGCUGGUGGCUAUGACACCAUCAUCAAGGUUUGCGAAGCCUUCGGCAAGGUUGCAAAGGAGCACAUUGCAGAGUACGGCGAGGGCAACGACAAGCGCCUCACUGGAAAGCACGAGACCUGUGACAUCAACACCUUCAAGUACGGUGUGGCCAAUCGCGGCGCAUCCAUUCGCAUCCCUCGCGAUGCUGAGAAGAGCGGCCGUGGCUACAUGGAGGACCGCCGCCCAGCGGCCAACUGCGACCCAUACCGAGUGACUCAGAUCAUCAUGAAGACCACAGGUGAAUGUUUGAGCGCCGAGACCGUGGAGGCAAGAAGGGACUUGCGGGUCAGUACAGCGGGGCUGGUUGGUGGCAAGACGCACACUGCCUUUGUGUUCAUCAAGCCACAUGCCGUUUACGAGAAGGUCAAGACCUUGGUGAAGGAGAAGCUCACUGCUGAUGGAUUGACCAUCAAGUCGGAAGGCCAAAUCAAAUCAACAGUCAUCGACAAGAAGAAACUGAUCGACACCCACUAUGGUGCCAUUGCUGCGAAGGCAGUGAUGCUGAAGCCCAAGGACCUCGUUGUGCAGGAGAAGUCCCAGGAGGAAUUCGAGAAGAUGUUUGGAGUGAAGUGGAGCAAGGUCAUGGAGGAUGGCCUGGUCUUCAACGCCAUGGAUGGAGCCAAGAAGUUGGGCAUCUCUCCUGAUGAGCUCGGCAAGAAGUACGAUGCAUUGAAGAAGGGCGAGACCAUCAUCAAGUUCGGUGGUGGCUUCUACUGCGGAAAAGUGGAUGAUAUCUACGUCAUCAACGGCUUCUACAUGAACAUGAGGUCCAAGUUCACGGCCCCAGGAACCAGCAUCUACUACUACGAGGUCGAAUGGCCAGCAGAGAAGAUGUCGUGGGCAGACUUCCGUGGAAAGCUCCUGGGCCCCACGGACCCCGCCAGCGCCCCGGAGGGAUCCCUGCGCCAGCAGAUCUACAGCAAGUGGUCUGAGCUGGGCCGCUCGGCCACGGGGCCAAGGGGUGCAGACACCGGUGACAACGGCGUGCACGCCUCUGCCAGCCCCUUUGAGGCCCUGGCGGAACGCAGCAACUGGCUCCGGGCGUCCAUCUCCAAGGAUCCCUUCGGCAAGGCUUUGUUGGCGAGCGGCAUCCCCUUGCCCUUGCUGACCAAGGAGUGGUUCAGCGAUCCUUCCGUGGAGUUUGAGGGUGGGAAGAAGUCCCUCUUUGACCUUCUGGAGGAUCUGGACGCAGCGGCAUGCUUGAAGAAGUGCAAAGAGAUUGCACUGGCGAACAAGAAAUGUUGGCUCAGCUCCCUCACACCGCACACCGCCUCGCGUUCCGUCGCCAUGGACAAGGUGGCGCCUGUGCUUGGUGGCCUUGCCAGCAUCUAUGUGGCUUCCAAGGUCAUCCCUGUGAUGUACCACUGGGAGUUAAUUCCCGGUGUCGCCUCCCCGGCUUGGUGGGCACGAGCCAACACGCUUCGCUACGAUCAUUACUCGGAGGGCAUUGUGUAUUCUCAGUACGACAAUGGUGACCCAAUCCGUGAAAUCCCAGAAGAGUCGAAAGGCAAGAUGAUCCUCAGGCAGAAACGUGGCGGCUGGAAACUGCAGAGCGAGAAAGCUCCUAGGCUUUCCGCCGAAGUGAGUGAGCCUGCCGAAUCUCUGUGUGUGGAUGUUGUCGAAGCUAAUGGGCCAGUUGCAUCCCACUUCGGAACCGCUUCCAUGGUCGAAAAGUUGCCACAAAUUGCCUUGAAGACCUUGAAGGGACCGCAUCAGGCAGACAGAUUAGGUCCUUUACCCCUGGAGCUCGGAUACGAUUACAUGGCCUACAAGCUAAGCAUCGUGACAGCACUUGUAGUUGCCGAGUUGCGAACUGAUUCCUGGGACUGCAUUUUCCUGGACACUGCGAGCUUCCGUCAUUUUGCCCCACUUUUAGAGGCGAGCCAGGCCUAUGCACAGCUCAGCGGCUGCCGCUUUCGUCUUGCCUCCUUUGACCCGACGCAACAGCCGCCGGAAGAGGAGUCACGCAUUUGUCGGGAGAAAGAGAUGCGCUUGGCAGCCAAAAUGCAGGCAGAGCCUCAGGUACAAGUCUUUUCAGACCGUUUGAAGGCCGGUGACCCAGCCCUUUGCGAGGAGCAUGAGCGUGCAUAUCGAAUCGUGAUGGUGGAAGGCGUUCGGAAUGCCAUGAUCGCUGCCUUCCAACGGUUGGAGUUAUGGCCUCCGACACCACCACCUGAAGGAAUUGAGGAUGAUGACUGCUGCUAUGAGGAUGUCAACUCUCCCUUGCUGGUCAUUGCCCAACGCCUCUACAACGACGAUGUGCGCAGGCUUCUGGCAGUGCCCUGCGACGGUGCAGCAUCGCCCUGGCAGCAGCGGGCUUUGACUGCUGCCUUCAUUGUCGACUUCGCUGAGGAGGUGGGCGUGCCGUGCCCCAGUAUGCCGCCGACGCAGAAGGAGAUGAUCGAAGAGUUUGCCUUGCGAGUGGAGGAAUUUGAAGCUCAACAGCGUGCCACUGCCGCAGCAGUUGCUGCUGCAGUUGAAGAACCCAGCCCACAUACGGUGGAGGAUGCGGUGGAGGCAUCUGAGAGGCCUCCCGACACACCUCCUGCGCGGCUGUUGGGCGUGGCACAGCAGCUCCGGGCCGAGACGCGAAAACUCACAGAGCGAGGAGGCCAAUUUGUGCAAGAGAACAAGGCACUCGUCGCCUUGGGUGCAGCUGGGCUGGUAGGAAGCGCAGUGGGCUUUCUCGUGGCUGGAGGCCGAGCUGAGCGGGCGGGGCGGGAUUCCUGUCGAUUUCCUGGUGAUGCGAAGUCCCACAUCAAUUGGUACAAUGACUGGGUCGUGGUUGAGGCUCUGAUGCUGUUUGGCGCCUGGCUUCUGAAUGUGCAGAUGAUUCUCACUCUACCUGAAGCUAUUGGAGCUCGAGCUAAUUUCCAGCUUGCGUGCAAAAGAUCGGCAGUCACGUACACAGAGCUGGUGGCCACAUACAAGAAGCAGUACAAGAGGCGAGAGAUCGAGGAUUAUUGGGAGACUUGCAAGCCAGCAAAGUCGAAGAAGUCGAAGGCCGCGACUCCUACAAAGGAGUCGAAGCCCUCGAAGGCUGCCAAGCCAGUGCAGAUCGGUAAGGAUGGAGGUGCUUCCGCCCUGGCGAAGUUGCGUUCCUUUGGUAGCUGCGUUUUGGCUGAGUAUGUUUGGUUGGACGCCGAUGGCGUGACACGGUCUAAGACCAUGACCAUGACCGCCAGGCCUUUGAAGGUGACCGACCUGAAGGUGUGGAACUACGAUGGCAGCAGCACAGGCCAGGCAGACGGCCACAAUUCGGAGGUGCUUUUGAAGCCACGGGCGAUUUUCAAUGACCCCUUCCGUGGCUACCCUCACGUCAUGGUCCUUGCUGAUGCCUGGAAUGCAUGGGAUGACCAGCCUGCCAAGAACAACACACGCGCCAAGUGUGCCGAGACUAUGGACAUGUACCGUUCCUUGGACCCUUGGUUCGGCAUCGAGCAGGAGUACACCCUGAUGAAGCCUGGCAAGGUUGGUGUGAAGCCCUCCGUUCCCUUGGGCUUCAACACGGAUGGCAGUGAGCCAGCGCCGCAGGGACCAUAUUACACCGGCGCUGGCUACAACGUCGCGAUUGGACGACCAGUUGCCGAUGAGCAUUACAAGUUGUGUGUGGAGGCUGGGGUGAAGAUUUCAGGUAUCAAUGCAGAGGUGAUGCCUGGACAGUGGGAGUUCCAGAUCGGCCCAUGCCGCGGCAUUGAGAUGGGUGACCAUCUGACCAUGGCUCGCUACAUCAUGUUGCGAGUGACGGAGAAACAUGAAUGCGUUUGCUCUUUUGAUCCCAAACCUGCGGAGGGUGACUGGAACGGCGCUGGAUGCCACACCAACUUCUCUGUGACUCCUAUGCGUGUGGCUGGUGGCUAUGACACCAUCAUCAAGGUUUGCGAUGCCUUCGGCAAGGUUGCAAAGGAGCACAUUGCAGAGUACGGCGAGGGCAACGACAAGCGUCUCACUGGCAAGCACGAGACCUGUGACAUCAACACCUUCAAGUACGGUGUGGCCAAUCGCGGCGCAUCCAUCCGGAUCCCUCGCGAUGCUGAGAAGAGCGGCCGUGGCUACAUGGAGGACCGCCGCCCAGCGGCCAACUGCGACCCAUACCGAGUGACUCAGAUCAUCAUGAAGACCACUGGCGAGUGCCUGAGCGCGGAGACCAUUGAGGCUGGUGGUAAGACGCACACCGCCUUCGUGUUCAUCAAACCCCAUGCGAACAAUGAGAAGGUGCAGGCUUUGGUCAAGGAGAAGUUGACGUCCGAAGGACUGACUGUGAAGGCGGAGGGUCAGAUCAAGUCCAACGUCAUCGACAAGAAGAAACUGAUCGACACCCACUACGGUGCCAUUGCUGCGAAGGCAGUUUUGAUGAAGCCCAAGGAUCUCAUUGUGCAGGAGAAGUCCCAGGAGGAAUUCGAGAAGAUGUUCGGAGUGAAGUGGAGCAAGGUCAUGGAGGAUGGCCUGGUCUUCAACGCCAUGGAUGGAGCCAAGAAGUUGGGCAUCUCUCCUGAUGAGCUCGGCAAGAAGUACGAUGCAUUGAAGAAGGGCGAGACCAUCAUCAAGUUCGGUGGUGGCUUCUACUGCGGAAAGGUGGAUGAUAUCUACGUUAUCAACGGCUUCUACAUGAACAUGCGCUCCAAGUUCACUGCACCUGGCACAAGCAUCCACUACUACGAGGUGGAAUGGCCUGCAGAGAAGAUGUCCUGGGCCGACUUCCGCGGAAAGCUUCUGGGCCCCACGGACCCAGCUGCCGCUCCAGCGGGAUCCCUCCGUGAGCAGAUCUACAGCAAGUGGGAGGACCUGGGUCGCUUGGCAAGUCAACACUCAACACUGGACAAGGACACUGGUGACAACGGCGUGCACGCCUCUGCCAGCCCCUUUGAGGCCCUGGCGGAACGCAGCAACUGGCUCCGGGCGUCCAUCUCCAAGGAUCCCUUCGGCAAGGCUUUGUUGGCGAGCCGCAUCCCCUUGCCCUUGCUGACCAAGGAGUGGUUGCCCGGCCUCCAUGGCUAG
Cladocopium goreaui is the source of this 5565-nucleotide messenger RNA. NCBI's taxonomy places the organism in Eukaryota, Dinophyceae, Suessiales, Symbiodiniaceae. The record is from the annotation of a GenBank genome assembly.